CUCUUAAACCGUAUUAAUCUUUGCGGAGGCCGACACAGGUUUUUGGAGGACAGUCAGGUUCAGGUUAUCUUCCAGCACAUCGGUUCAUCCGAGUCAACACAUUUAAUAUCAAACCACAUUAACCAGGUACCUGGGCUGCGGGAUUAGGCGCUACAAAUGAUUUCGGUGCGACAGAUUGAACCACAACAUGUCGGGGUUAAAAAAUCACAUGUCACUGCCUGUGUCGGUGGGUGUCCUGUUGGUGGGCCUCCCAUACUCCAUCUCUCUAGCUGCUCAGUGGAUUUACGGCUGGCCCAACAAGCCUGGAUAUAAGAAGUACAUCGAAGCUCUAAAACCAAGGCGAAUAUACUGUUUGACCAGAGCUGUCCUGGAAACACUCAAAUAUCUGCAAUAUGGGAGACUUUACUUUCAGUGGAAGUCAUGGUACAAGAAUGACGAAAACCGUAAGCAUUAUGAGAAGGGCAUUACAUUUGGUCGGCGAAGCAACAAGCUUGACUUGUACCACCCUCCGAACGCGUGCAGCUCCAAAGAUGCGCCUGCACCGCUGGUGGUUUUCAUCUUCGGAGGUGGGUGGGGCUCCGGAGAUAGAUCCAUUUACUGUUUGCUGGCCAGGAAGAUGGCUGAAGAACUGAGUGCAACUGUCAUUUGUCCUGAUUACUUCACCUAUCCAAAGGGGAACGUUUUAGGGAUGAUCCAAGAUAUUGCUGACUGCUUGGUUUGGGCCCAAGAGAGUGGACACAAGUUCAACUUUGACAAAGACAACAUAGUAUUAAUUGGCCAUUCGGCGGGUGCACAUUUGUGUGCACUGACCUCACUGUUCCUCAUUGAUGCAAGAGAGGAGCUUUUCAUAGAGGCCGGCAAGCAGAGGGACGUUACACUGGCGAUAAGAGGGAUUAUUUGUCUGAGCGGCGUGUACAACAUCAUGGAUCAUUAUGAGCACGAGCAGAAUCGAGGAGUGGAAUAUGUCUCCACCAUGCACAAAGCCAUGAAUGGAGUGGAGAACUUCCCGUACUACUCGCCAACACAGUUACUGAAGGCGUUAAGCCAGGACAAACUGGACAGAGUGCCUCCGUUCGCUUUGCUCCACGGGACCAAUGACAUUAUCGUUCCUGUUGAGUCUUCCAUAAAGUUCUCCGAUCUCCUCACCUCGCUGUCCAUAAAGGUGUCGCUCUACCUGCUGCCCAGAGUUGACCACACUGAGAUCGUCACCGACCUCAUGGCGUCAGACAGGCGCUUCUACCAUCCCAUCUACAGCUGCAUCAAACAUGAGUACAGAACACUUUUGGGAAUCUGCUGACGAGCCAUCAGAUCAUCAGAAAAACAUCCACUCAUCACUAAUAUUUGACUGAUUGUGCCAUACACUUACUUUGUUUACAGUACUCUGCUCUAAUACCUCAAAAAGAAACAUGUUUAGCCUUGAUUUUAACUUGAUUGUGAUUCCAUAAUAAUGAUUUAUGUUUUGAACAGAUUGUAAUUGAGUAAAUCCAGGAGUGGCAUCUGAUUGAUUUUUGAUCUGCAUUCUUGAAAAAAUUAUUUCUUAGUUGACUGCAAUCUGGAUUACGUCAUUCUAAUAUUGUCUUGGAGAGAUGUUAUCCAGAUCGCGGUAAAGUGAAAUAUGUAAACGUGAAGUUAUAUCAAUCAUGAUGCUAUAACAGUAUUAAAAAAGUAAAGCACGCUAACACAUAAUAUUGAAAUGGAGUAAAGUUCUGCUUUCAGACCAACUAUGUCCUACUGACAUCACAACAUUUUGAUUCAUUAACUUGCAUGUUUUUAUAUCUUCUCUUGAAUAACUAUUUAUUGAUCUCAGAUACAUUAAACCCACGUGAAGGAACUGA
This is a messenger RNA of Cottoperca gobio, 1835 nucleotides long. Its product is annotated as probable isoprenylcysteine alpha-carbonyl methylesterase ICME. Gene Ontology annotation, molecular function: arylformamidase activity. NCBI's taxonomy places the organism in Eukaryota, Metazoa, Chordata, Actinopteri, Perciformes, Bovichtidae. The transcript has 9 exons. Bases 188 to 1297 code for a protein of 369 amino acids. The record is from RefSeq and is a predicted model, not a curated record.